AUGGUUCCUCUCCAAUCAUUUAAUCCAUACCUAGCCAUCAUUUUACUAUUGUUCCACCUCUUACAUUUUUCAUCCAUUGAAGCCCAAAAUGACGGGUUCACUGUUAAACUCAUUCGGAAGUCAUCUCACCUUUCAUCUAACAAUAUUCAAGAUAUUGUACAAGCACCUAUAAAUGCAUAUAUUGGCCAAUAUCUCAUGGAGUUGUAUAUUGGAACUCCACCAAUAAAAAUAUCAGGUACCGUAGACACGGGAAGUGACCUGAUAUGGGUCCAAUGUGUACCUUGUUUAGGGUGCUACAACCAAAUAAACCCUAUGUUUGAUCCUCUAAAAUCUUCAACAUACACUAAUAUCUCAUGUGAUUCUCCAUUGUGCUACAAACCUUACAUAGGUGAGUGUUCUCCUGAGAAACGGUGCGAUUACACCUAUGGCUAUGCAGAUAGUUCUCUAACCAAGGGUGUUCUUGCACAAGAAACAGUUACCUUAACAUCAAACACGGGGAAACCUAUUUCCCUUCAAGGAAUUCUUUUUGGUUGUGGACAUAACAACACAGGGAAUUUUAAUGACCAUGAGAUGGGUCUCAUUGGUCUUGGAGGAGGACCAACGUCACUUGUUUCUCAAAUAGGUCCUUUAUUUGGAGGCAAAAAGUUUUCUCAAUGUUUGGUUCCUUUCCUCACCGACAUAACAAUUUCAAGCCAAAUGAGUUUUGGAAAAGGGAGUGAAGUGUUAGGGGAAGGCGUGGUUACUACACCUUUAGUUCAACGUGAACAAGAUAUGACAUCAUAUUAUGUUACAUUACUAGGUAUUAGUGUGGAAGACACAUAUCUUCCCAUGAAUAGUACUAUUGAAAAGGGUAACAUGUUGGUUGAUUCGGGAACACCACCGAAUAUAUUACCACAACAAUUGUAUGAUAGAGUGUAUGUUGAAGUCAAAAACAAAGUUCCAUUGGAACCCAUUACGGAUGAUCCAAGUUUGGGUCCUCAACUUUGCUAUCGUACACAAACUAAUCUUAAAGGGCCAACACUUACAUACCAUUUUGAAGGUGCAAAUUUACUUUUAACGCCGAUCCAAACGUUCAUUCCACCAACUCCAGAAACAAAAGGUGUUUUUUGCUUGGCAAUAACCAACUGUGCUAAUAGUGAUCCCGGCAUUUAUGGUAAUUUUGCACAAACAAACUACUUAAUAGGGUUUGAUCUAGAUAGACAAAUAGUAUCUUUCAAGCCAACAGAUUGCACCAAACAAUAG
Molecule: messenger RNA, 1242 nt
Organism: Medicago truncatula (barrel medic)
Lineage: Eukaryota; Viridiplantae; Streptophyta; Magnoliopsida; Fabales; Fabaceae
Product: aspartic proteinase CDR1
Exons: 1
Coding region: 1-1242 (413 amino acids)
Cellular component (GO): extracellular region
Source: RefSeq, a predicted model, not a curated record